AAAUAAUCUUUGGACAACAUCAAUAAAUUUGCAAAAUAAUCAUAGUGAAAAUAACAAUAACAAUGAAAAUAAUGAAAAACAACCAGAUCCAAUGCUUUAUGAACCUGAAAAAAUUCCACCUACAGACAAUAUAGCUGUUUGUCAAUUGCACUUACGCGCCUAUGUAGUAGGUCCAAUGGAUUUUUUUAUAGAUUUUGCCAGACGUGCAGCUCACGCAUUAAAAAUGCCAUGCUCGGGUCCUGUCUAUCUACCCACUCAAACAACUCGUUGGACUGUACCGCGUGGUUCUUUUAUCCAUAAAAAAUCUCAAGAAAACUUUGAACGUAAAACCCAUAAAAGAUUGUUAGAAAUAAAGGAUGCAAAUAAAGAUGUUGUUAAAAGAUGGCUAUGGUAUUUAGCCAAUAAUUGUCCUCCUGGUAUUGGUAUGAGAGUUACACUUUGGGAAUGGGAAGAAUUAGAUUUCUCAAAAAAGAAAAAUAAAUUUCAAGAAAAAAUUGAUCCAAAACAAAUUGCUGAUAUUAAAUAUUUUCUUGAGAUUGCACGUAGAAAAGAUGCAAAAUCUGUUCGUAUUAAGAAAAAUGGUGUAUCAAAGGUGAAAUUUAAGCUUAGAUGUUCAAGAUAUUUGUACACUUUUGUAAUUGAAGAUGCAGAGAAAGCAGAAAAAUUACAAAAAUCUCUUCCGCCUGGAUUGGCGGUCAGUGAUAUUAAUACAAGCAAGAAAAAGAAAAGAGAAUAA
Molecule: messenger RNA, 736 nt
Organism: Entrophospora sp. SA101
Lineage: Eukaryota; Fungi; Glomeromycota; Glomeromycetes; Entrophosporales; Entrophosporaceae
Source: the annotation of a GenBank genome assembly